AGCCAUACUCCUUUCUCCCCAGCCCAAAGAACCUUUCUCCGCCUAAUUCUCCUCUCUUUUCCCCCCCCUUCCUUUGGUCUAAAGCAACGGCCAUGGCGCCAAUCUGCCAGACCACAAGCAACGACAAAAGGUGUCGUCGUUGUAAAGAUAUCUAACGAGUCAAGCACUACCUCCAUUAAAAACUAAACCUUUUUGGCAACAGAGCUCGCUUCCCUCCCACCUCAAGACUUCUAUAUAGCUCAAGGCAAGGCGAUUCCUAACACUUCCCCUUCUCCUCCCAAACUCCAUCUCUGCAAGCAAAGAAAGGAAUUCAGAGCUUUACUGAAUAUAUUACCUCCUCUUCCUGCUCAUCUUCCUUCCCCUUCCUCCAUAUUCCCUCUCCUAGCUCUGUCUUCUUCAUGAUGGAAGCUCCAUUAUUUGUUUUCUUCAAACAAAUCACAAUUCCCUUUAUGUUUGUGUUCAUUCUUUUCUCUUCAGAAUUCGAAACGGUAGAGCAAGCCUCAGCCCUAGGCAUCAACUACGGCCAAAUCGCCAACAACCUGCCCUCCCCCGACCACGUCCUCCGCCUCCUCACCUCCCUCCACAUCACCAAAGCUCGAAUCUACGACGCCAACCCUAAAAUCCUAUCCGCCUUCGCAAACUCCACCAUCGAGCUCAUCGUCACCGUUCCCAACGAAGCCCUCCCCUGGCUCGCCAGCCCCACCCAAGCCGCCAAAUGGAUCGCCACCAACAUCACCCCAUUCAUCCCGAACACGAAGAUCACCGGCAUUGCCGUCGGGAACGAGGUCUUCACCUGCCAGGACAGCGCUUUGAUAGGCAGCGUGAUGUCCGCCAUGGUGGGGAUCCGGCGAGGUCUGGCGGAGCAGGGUCUGGACUCUGUUAUUCAUGUUUCCACGGCGAGUUCGCUGGCGGUGCUGGCUAAUUCUUACCCGCCGUCGAUGGGGUCGUUCCGGCCGGAGUUAGCGGAGGUGAUGGGGGAGUUUUUGAGGUUUUUGUCGGAGACGGGGUCGCCGUUUUGGAUCAACGCGUAUCCUUACUUCGCUUACAAGGGGGAUCCGGAGAGAGUUCCGCUGGAAUAUGUGUUGUUUGAGUCUGGGUCGGGUAUGUUGGAUCCCAACACAGGGCUGGAGUAUGACAACAUGUUAUAUGCCCAGGUGGAUGCUGUAAUUUUCGCCAUUGCAAGGUUCGGAUAUGGGGAUAUACAAGUAUCAGUGUCAGAAACCGGGUGGCCUUCAAAGGGAGACGAAGAUGAGAUGGGAGCAACUGUGGAGAACGCGAUGAUUUAUAACAGGAAUUUGGUGGCCAGGCAGCUGGAGAAUGAGGGUACGCCAGUGAGACCGACGCCGAGGCUUGAGGUCUAUCUCUUCGCUUUGUUCAACGAAGACUUGAAGCCAGGCCCGACCUCGGAGAGGAACUACGGGCUUUACCAACCCGACGGCACCAUGACCUACAACGUCGGACUUUCAGCAGCCACGUCGACGGCGUCGGUCUCCGCCAUUAAUUCAUCUGCUUCACGGCAGACAAGAGGGGUCAAAUUGAAACGUUUGUGGUACUGCAUUAUCGCAAUCUCAUUAACUUUUCAGAUUUCAAUGAGAUGAAUUCAUAUCAUAGGGAACAAGAUGAUCUCAUGAUCCAUUUUCUUUUCCUUUCCUUCUUUUCUUCCUUCUUUUUCUUCCUUCCUCCUCCGUCCCUCUGGAGAAAAUGGCAAGCCAUGAGGAAUCCCCUCCAUCCUUAGCUCCCAAGUAUCAUGGCUACUGUACAAAAUUCAGGCAAGUAAAGAACCUAUACUUUUCUCCCAGCUUCACUGUACACAUUUUCUAGCUGCCAUGUUAUAAGAAAAAAGAAAAGAACAUCUCCAGAUCCUGGAACUGAUGGUCCCUUCUUCACUG
Phalaenopsis equestris is the source of this 1889-nucleotide messenger RNA. RefSeq names its product glucan endo-1,3-beta-glucosidase 11. The record is from RefSeq and is a predicted model, not a curated record. Gene Ontology annotation, molecular function: hydrolase activity, hydrolyzing O-glycosyl compounds. Gene Ontology annotation, cellular component: plasma membrane. The transcript has 4 exons. Lineage: Eukaryota; Viridiplantae; Streptophyta; Magnoliopsida; Asparagales; Orchidaceae. The coding region runs from base 399 to 1598 and encodes 399 amino acids. Gene Ontology annotation, biological process: carbohydrate metabolic process.